Messenger RNA from Clarias gariepinus (North African catfish), 9806 nucleotides. It is a transcript of the gene aspm, whose product is annotated as assembly factor for spindle microtubules. The record is from RefSeq and is a predicted model, not a curated record. Lineage: Eukaryota; Metazoa; Chordata; Actinopteri; Siluriformes; Clariidae. Gene Ontology annotation, molecular function: protein binding. The transcript has 29 exons. Gene Ontology annotation, cellular component: spindle pole. The coding region runs from base 101 to 9343 and encodes 3080 amino acids. Gene Ontology annotation, biological process: establishment of meiotic spindle localization; spindle organization; mitotic cell cycle.
GUGCGGUUGGUACACAGAGGUGGAUUUUAAUACCGGAGUUUGAUGUGAUCGCUGGGUCUUGCUAUGGUUAUUUUAGAGAAAUAAGCGUUUUAAAGAGAACAUGUCUGACACAUUGGCACGAGCGGGUUUUUUGGAUAUCAGUCCAACAUAUAAUCCGCCUCUUCGUACACACGGACACGGAAAGGAAAACGACAGACAGAUUCCUGUUCUGAGCUUGGUCCAUUUCUCCAGGUCUCCUUUCGUGAGUUUUGGGACGGUGAAGUUGGGAUCAUCCAGAUCUUUACCUCUGUGUGUGGAAAACCCAAAUGAGGAUGUAGUGACCGUGGCCGUGGAUAGCAUCCCGUCUUCACGGGGCUUCUCAGUGAAUCAGACCACCUUCACUAUAGGGCCUGAAGAUAGAGUGAUCAUCAACGUAACAUGGACACCAGCUGAAGAGGGUGGUGUGAGAGAACUCCUAAGAUUUAUUGCAAAUGGAAUUGUCAAGCAUCAAGCAGUUUUGCUUGGAAAAGCAGAGGGUGCAAAAACUAAAAAGAAAAGCUUAUGGGAUUCCAUCAAAUCCAAGAAAAUCCCUUCCCAAGGUGGAAAAGUGGCCUCGAUCCCUAUCACAGCAGCCAACAAGACGUUCCGUGUGUCUCGGCAGCCACAAUAUAAAAGGAACAGAGGCUCAAACCCACUAACACCAGUUAACCAGGAAAGAACUUCCCAAAGGAUCGUUAGCAGUAAGGAGAAAAACUGCCAGUCUGUGUAUCCUGAAAUCCCUCAAGCUCUACCGAAGGCUAUCUAUGAUGACUUGGACAGCAUGUCUUCUCAAAACAAGUCUCCAGUUGUUCUGCUAGUGCCAGCUGAUAGAUUUAUUGAUGCUAUGGAUAAGGAAAAUAUCUCAUCUGUACCUAUGCAUAAGGUUGAAUACAAAGAAAGAGUGCUGAAUAAGACACUGUCACCUAUUGGUACGCCAGAGAGGUUUUCCAAACCAUUGAUGCCCCACUUUCAAAGUCCUCUACCAGUCAUUUGUACUCCAAAUAAGGAUAAAAAAUUGAAUUCAACCAAACAAAGUUUGUCAGUUAAGGAUGCAUUGGCUGUCAUUAAUUCUGACCUGUCCUACCCAGUGAGCCCCCCAAAUGCCUGCUCUAGCCUGAAUCUAGCUGAUUCUUUGGAGUGUGAUGAUGUAAACGAGGAUAGUAAACCUGAAACAGCCAAAAAUGUUUUGGGAAACAUCUCCCCUCAGAUUGACAUUGUUCAGCCAAGGCUAACUUUUUUUGUCAAAUCUAACAAAGUGCAAGAUAACAAGCCAGAGCCUAAGAGUCUCAUGCACAGCCCUGCCACUUGUUCUAUCUCGGAUACCAAGGUUUACAAUGAGAUAAAUGGUGAUGAAUUGAACCAGGAAGAUAUUGAGCCCAAGAAGAUACAUUUUAACUCUGCUACAGUUAUCAAAAGCAAAGCAGGGGCUCCUCCUGAUCACAGUCCAAACACACGCAAAACAAGAACCUUCAGACGUAAACUUUUGCAGAAUGCACCUUUGAUUUCUGCCAGUCCAGAGUCAAGCACCGGCUUACAGAAGGGCGUCUCCGCUUUGCCUGUAAUAAACACUGAUGCAGGUGUUAACUUUCAGUUUAAUGUAACGGCACCCCAGGAUUCGGAACAAAAGCUUACGCCUCAACAUUUAGCUUUUCCAGAUCAGAUUCAGACCUGUACUCAAGCAGCUUUGAAACCAGUCUUAACACUUGAUGAUGAAGCUCAUGCAAAUGGUGCAGCCUCAUCUGACGAUCAUGCCUCAGAUUUGGGCAUAGUGCCAUCUUGUGUCUCGGAGGACAUGUUUCCUGUGCGUAGUCGCACAACAAAUCAGACCAGAAAAAGAAAAAGUGAUGAAUAUUUACAGAAUACCUCUGAGUGUUUGCCUAAAUUUUUGGAAACCAAACAAAGCUCUGAUGCUCUGACACAAGAACACAAAAAGUCCUGCUAUGAAAAACAGUUGGGUUCAAGUUGUAAACAAACACAAAGAAAAAUAACUGCAUCAAGUUCGCGGAGGUCCACAAACGUACCUGUACAAAAGCCCAAUUCAAAAUCAUCACAACAGGGAGGACGGUCUCUGAAGUCGUUCGGCUCCUCAAAGAAGAAAACAGCAAAGGUAAUAGCGGUGGCACAAACUCGACUGAACUUCAUAAAGCCAACGCAGACAGAGAUACCCAGACAUCCACUACCAUUUGCUGCCAAGAACAUGUUUUACGAUGAACGGUGGAUUGAGAAGCAGGAACGAGGAUUCACAUGGUGGAUGAAUUAUGUGCUCACUCCUGAUGACUUCAAAGUGGCCACUGAAGUCACCAAAGUGAAUGCCUUAUCGCUAACUAUGGGAAAUGACAAGGUCAACAUACCCAAAGCUCCAACCAAAGAGGAGAUGUCGUUCAGAACCUAUACAGCCCGACGGCACUUGAACCGUGUUCGACGUGCAGCAUGCCAGCUGUUCACGUCUGACCAAAUGGCGAAGGCUAUAAAGCGCCUGGAGGUGGAGGUGGAGGCAAAGAGGUUGCUUAUCCGAAAGGACCGACACCUCUGGAAGGAUAUAGGAGAGAGACAAAAAGUUUUGAACUGGCUCCUUUCUUAUAAUCCGCUCUGGCUACGAAUCGGCCUAGAGACAAUCUUUGGAGAACUGAUUUCCUUGGAGAGCAACAGUGACAUCAUGGGCCUGGCCAUGUUCAUCCUCGGGCGACUGCUCUGGAAUCCAGACAUUGCUGCGGAAUUCAGACACCCCAAAGUUCCCCAUCUGUACAAAGAUGGCCAUGAAGAGACACUGUCCCGGUUUACUUUGAAGAAACUGCUCUUACUCGUCUGCUUCCUGGACAAAGCCAAGGAAUCUAGGCUGAUUGACCAUGACCCUUGUUUGUUUUGUAUGGAUGCUGAAUUUAAGGCAAGCAAAGAUUUACUGCUAGCAUUUUCACGUGACUUCCUCAGCGGAGAGGGAAUCCUUCCACGUCACCUUGGCCUUUUGGGUCUUCCUGUGUCCCAUGCCCAAACCCCACUGGAUGAAUUUAACUUUGCUGUGCAGAAUCUUGCCACUGAUGUAAAAUGUGGCAUUCGCUUGGUACGCAUCAUGGAGGUGCUCACCCAAGACUGGUCCCUGUCGAGUAAGCUGCGAAUGCCGGCGAUUAGUCGCCUUCAGAAGGUGCAUAACGUCGGCGUUGCACUCCAGGUGUUAAAAGAGAAAGGAGUCGACUUGAAAGAUGAGCACGGAGUUGUCAUUGAUCCCAGAGACAUAGUAGAUGGCCACCGGGAAAAGACCCUUAACCUCCUGUGGAAAAUAAUCUUUUCCUUUCAGGUUGAGAUUCUGCUCGAUGUGGAGCAGCUUGAAGAUGAGAUCGGCUUCCUUAAGAAAACGUGGAGAACAAAACAGAGACUGCGUUCUUUAAGAGACAAUAAAUAUGUUUUAAAGUGCUUAGGAAAAAAAACGGCAUUUGAACAUCCCAGCCAGAAACUGACCUUGUUGUUGGAUUGGGUCAACGCAGUUUGUGCUUUCUACGGAUUGAAGGCUGAAAAUUUUACAGUGUCAUUCUCUGAUGGUAGAAUCCUUUGCUAUCUCAUUCAUCACUACCAUUCGAAUCACCUGCGCGUUGAGGACAUUCAGCAGGAAACUACGCAAACUAUUGAGUGUGGCCUUCAUUCCAAAGUCGAGCUGAACAACUCCUCAAGUGACUCUGAGUAUUCAUUCGACUCUCUGGAGCAGAAAGGUUCGGUGUCGCCAACAGUGAAUUUCAAAAUGCUUCUUGAGAACGAGCGACGGAAUUUUCAGCUCGUGAGCUCAGCUAUGUCUUAUCUUGGCGGCGUUCCUGCCAUGAUCGCUCCAGAGGACAUGUCUAACACAAUCCCUAAUGAAAAGGUGGUCACAUGUUACCUGUCCUUCCUCUGCACCCGACUUCUGGAUCUCCGGAAUGAGACUAGAGCUGCCAGAAUUAUCCAGAGUGCAUGGAGGAGGUACAAGCUGCAGAAAGACAUGCGUAUUAAUCAGCUGAGGAACCAAGCUGCAAUAAAAAUCCAGGCCCUUGUCCGUUGCUUCAUACUGAAAAAAAGGCUGAACAGACAAAACAUGGCUGCCACCUCAAUUCAGGCCGCUUGGAGAGGUCACUUAGCCCGAGAAGAGUUGAGAAGAAUAAGAGAAGCAAAACUCUUUGCUAUGCAGGAAUUGGCUGCAGUCGUAAUACAGAAAAAAUACAGGGAAUGGAGGAGACAAAUUUUCCUGAAAAAGAAUCACUCUGCAGUUGUCAUCCAAAACGCUUUCCGAAUAUGGCAUGCAAGGAAAAUGACUCUGAGGAAUUCUGCUGCUAUUAAGAUUCAAGCAUGGUACAGGAUGCAACACUGUCGUCAACAGUACCUGACCAAAAAAUCGAAAGCGGUCUUUAUUCAAGCAUGGUUCAGGGGUAAUUUCCAGAGGCACAAGUUUCAAGCUCUGAAAAAACAUCAUCAAUCUGCCAUCGUUAUCCAAAGCGCUUUCAAGGCAUUCCUUGUGCGAAAACGCAUAGGUAAGAUGAGGCGAGCUGCGGUUUUUAUCCAGAGAUGGUAUAAGGCCUGCUUAUUAAGGAGGAUGGAGCAGAAGCAUUUUGAAGAGAUUAAGGCUGCAGCUGUAAGGCUUCAAGCAGCAUUCAGAGGAUGGAAUGCUCGACGAGAAAUAUUAACAAGACACCAGGCUGCUCUUGUGAUCCAGACUGCUUACAGAAGAUUUGUCGCUCAAAGAUCUUUCUUGUCUUUGAAAAAAUCUGUGGUUACAGUCCAAAGGAGGUACAGGGCGAAAAAAGCUGGAGAGCAGUCAAGAAGUAAAUACCUGUCUCUAAAGUGUGCAGCAAUAACAAUUCAGGCAUCAUGGAGAGGCAAAGCAGAGAGAAAGAGAAUCAACCAGCUUCAUCAAUAUGCCACACUGAUCCAGUCACAUUAUCGGAGACAUGUGGUACAGACAAAGUUUACGGCAUUAAAACGUGCUGCUUCAGUCAUUCAGAAACAAUACAAGUGUUAUAGGAUGACGCAAGCAAUGCGAUCUGAAUUUCUCGUAGUCAAAAAAGCUGCAGUAGUUCUUCAGAGUGCAUAUCGUGGUAUGAGAGUCAGGCAAGACAUGGCCAAAAAAAGCAAAGCCGCAACAGUAAUUCAGUCAGCUGUAAGAGCUUUUAUUGGUCGGAAGAGCUUUCUAGCUCAAAGAAGGGCUGCCAUUGUUCUUCAGCAACACUAUCGGGCAUAUGUUCUUGGACAACAUAAGAGGCAAUGUUACAUUCAACUUAAAAAGUCAACUAUAAUACUCCAGGCCAUCUGUCGAGGCUGCAAGGUGAGAAGAGAACUACAAAAAAGGCAUCAUGCUGCUACAGUUAUUCAGGCAUGCUUUAGAAUGUAUAAGGCUAAAAUAUGCUACGUUGCUGUCAGAUGUGCUGCCAUCAUCGUACAGCGCCGGUAUAGAGCAUAUGUCAUGGGAAGGAAGGCUUUUAAAUCCUAUUUACAAAUUAAAACUGCAGUCGUGACCAUACAAUCAGCAUUCAGGGGAAUGCAAGUUCGCAGAAAUCUUCACAUCAUGCACCAAGCGGCAACAGUAAUUCAGGCACGUGUUCGUGGACACCUGCAGCUGUUGAAGUAUACGAGACAUAAAUGGGCAGCGUCCAUCCUCCAGAGGCAGUUUCGUGCCAACAAGCUAAGAAACAUGGUUAAAAAGCAGUAUAUCGCGAUGAAAGAAGCAGCACUGUGUAUUCAGUCAGCAUAUCGUGGCAUGAAGGUGAGAAAAUGGGUUUCUGAGAUGCAAGCGGCUGCUAAUAUAAUUCAGAGGAACUAUAGAAUGCACAAGCAAUGGCAAGAAUAUCAGGCCCUCAAACAGGCAACGAUCCUCGUGCAAAGGAGAUACAGAGUCAAUCUUUUGGCAAAAAGGCAGCGUGCGAGGUACUGUGCUAUGCAGAAAGCAGCCAUCACAUUGCAGGCUGCAUACAGAGGAAUAAAUGUGAGAAGAGAGAUCCAAAAGAGACACAAAGCAGCGACGGUGAUACAGGCAUUGUACAAAAUGUACAGAGUAAGGAUGGCCUUCCAAGCCAUGAGAAUUGCUGCCAUUCUCAUCCAGAGGCAGUACCUGGCUUACAAAGAAAGAAAACGUUUCUUGUCUGUCAGAGCAGCGGUGAUGAUUUGCCAACAAAAAUAUCGUGCCAUUUUGGCUUCAAGACGACAGCGGAAGGAAUACCUCGAGAAGCGUAAUGCUGUGCUUGCAAUUCAGGCAGGUUACAGAGGAAUGAAGGUCCGGCAGCAGAUACAAGUAAAACGUAAAGCCGCAAUAACCAUUCAGUCCCAUGUCAGGAAGCAUAUAAACCAUAAGUACUACCAGAGGCUGCUCUGGGCAUCAAGAACUGUUCAGAGACGACACCGAGCCAAUAAAAUGAGAAAAGAAGCCAUCGAGACCUUGAAGAAGAAUAGGGCUGCAAUGGUUUUACAGGCAGCAUUCCGUGGUAUGAAGGCAAGACGAGCUGUAACACAAAAACGCCAAGCUUGUAUCACCAUACAGAGUGCUUACAGGGCACAUUGUGCUCGGACACGUUAUUUAUGUAUGAAAUAUGCUGCUAUAGCUAUCCAGCAAAGAUUCCGAUCCACACUUGUAGCCCGAAAUCAGAGGGAGCAGUUCCUGAGAUUGCGUUGUGUUGCAGUUACCAUUCAAUCCAGCUUUAGGGGUUGUAGAGUCCGGAGGGAAAUGAUACUUCGACAUCAAGCAGCUACAGUUAUUCAGGCUGCUUUCAGAAAACAUAAAGUGGAAACCAAAUAUCAGGCCAUGAGGUUGUCUACUAUUAUCAUUCAGAGACAUUACAGGUCCUACAUCGAAACUAAAGCAGUACGGGAAAAAUAUUUAACACUGAGAAAGAGUGUCAUGUGUCUUCAAGCAGCUUAUAGAGGACACACUGUUCGACAGAGCCUGAGAAAAAUGCACAAUGCAGCCACAGUCAUUCAGGCAACAGUAAAAAUGCACAAGCAAAGACUGAUGUUCAGAAGGCAGCAGUGGGCUGCAAAAGUUCUCCAAGAAAGAUUCAGAGCUUGGAAGUUUGGGUAUCAGCAAAGACGGAGAUACCAAAACUUAAAGCAUGCCACAUUGUGCUUGCAGAAAUCAUUCAGAGGCAAAAAAGGAAGAGAAUUGUUCAAACGGAACAAAGCUGCAAGGACGAUCCAGUCCUACAUGAAAAUGUCUAUCCAAAGGCAACACUUCACAAAGACAAAAGCUGCAGCAGUUACUAUUCAGUCUGCCUACAGGGCACAUUAUCGCAGAGUGCAACAAUCCAGGAUGCAAAAGGCUGCAGUGUUAAUACAGCAGUGGUACAGGUCAUGCAGACUGGUCAAGGAAGAGCAAAAGAAGUUCAGAAGAAUUCAAAAAGCCACACUGACUUUGCAGCAUGCAUUGCGGCGAAUGCUCACAAGAAGGCGUGAGAAAAGAAGACUAGCAGCUGUCAAGAUCCAGUCUGUAUUGCGUAUGCAUCUACAACGCAGUCGCUACAUGAAGUUGCGCUCGUGUGCUGUGAAGCUGCAAGCUAAUUACAGAAUGCGUACAGCGCGGAGAACUUAUCUAAGACAUCAGGCUGCUGCUGUUACACUACAGACAUUCUACAGGGCACACAGAGCAAAAGUAGAACAGAGGCGCCGGUAUCUCAGGACAUUGGGCUGUAUUAGGACCCUUCAAGCACGAGUGCGUGGGUUUAUUGCGUAUAGAAGAUUCCAAAAAAUGAGAGCAAGUGCAAUCAAAAUUCAGGCAUGUUAUCGUGGAAUGGUCGAGAGGCGCACAUUUCAGCAACAAAAGAAGUCUGCAUGUAUUAUACAGACGCAUUACAGAGCUUAUCAACUCUGCCAAAGGGAGCGGGCACGAUUCCUCAAACUUCAGAGGUCUGCACUUCUAAUUCAGACGAAAUUCCGUGCAUACCAAGCAAGAAAACUUGCCAUGCAGAGACGAGCCGCACUAAAAAUUCAAGCUUGGUUUAGGGGAUGCCAGGCUAGACGUGCCUACGUCUCAAAACAAACUGCCAUUGCAACCAUCCAUAGAUGUCUUCAAACAAGAUUUCAAAGGUUAAGGUUUCGAGCAAUCCAGCACAGUGUCCAUGUAAUUCAGCAAAGAUGGAGGGAAACACUGAUUGCUAGGAAACAGCGAGCUGAAUUCCUGUCAAUCAGGAAGUCAGUUGUUGCCGUGCAAGCCCAGUGGAGAGCUGUUCGAGUAAGAAGAUCAAUUCAGAAGGCAAAAGAAUCUGCAAGACGGCAUCGUUUCACUGCUGCUGUUUAUCAUCAUUUGUGUGCAGUAAGGAUACAGAGGGCGCUGCGAGCUCACUGGGCACUAAAAGCAGCCAAGAUGCAGAUUUCUUCAGUCAUUUAUAUCCAGCGCUGGUUCUUGGCCAGGCUACAGAGAAGGCGAUAUCUUGAGCAAAGACAGAAAAUCAUCAUGGUACAGAGAGCAGUGAAGGCUUGGCUUAAUCGUCGCAAUGAAGCCGCUACUAUUGUCCAACACGCUGGCAAAAAAUUUCUUUUAAGACGCAGGAAAGAGAGACUGCAACAUGGGAUUAUAAAGUUCCAGGCACUCUGGAGAGGUCAUCGCUCGAGGAAGCUUCAUGACACGGCCAAAGUCAUUUCUGUCAGGCAUCGCUUGCGGAAGGUCAACAGAGAGGCCAAGGAAGAAGACAAGCUCUGUCACAAGACUACAACUGCCUUGAGUUACCUUCUCGGAUAUCAAAAUUAUGCCUAUAUUUUAACCGCUUUGCAGUAUUUGGAAACUGCAACCCGACUUUCACCGGAGAGCUGCGAAUAUCUUGUGAACAGUGGCGCAACACACACCAUCUUCACCUUGAUAAGGAGCUGCAACCGGAGUGUGCCUUCAAUGGAGAUCAUCACGCUAGCAAUUCAAGUUCUUCUCAAUCUGUCAAAAUACAACAAGACUAUAGAUGCUGUUUAUGACGCGGAGGACUCUGUGGAGACGCUCUUGGCUCUGCUUCAGACGUACAGAGAAAAAGCUGGGGAUAAGGUUGCAGACAAAGGGGGCAGCAUCUUCACCAAAGCAUGCUUCCUUUUAGUGAUUUUGGUACAGGAUGAAAAACGGGCAUUGGAGGUGAAAAAGCUCCCCAGGGCCUCAGACCGCAUUUGCAGGAUCUAUAAGUUAAUGCUUCAGAAAUGCAAAAUGGAUGCCCAGAGAACCAAAGUCAAACAAAGAAUGAACGUCUCACUGAAUGGAAGCUUCCUUCCCCAAGCCACUCCUCAGAAGUCUAAGCCAAUACUGAGAUUUGUACCAGACUGGGUCCUUGGAAGAAAGAAGAUGAAUAUUGUAGAUCCUCUUAGUGCCAUCCAAGUGUUGGUUAAAUCUCUUGCCAUUGUAUCCUGAGAACACAGCAAGACUUUUUGUAUAUAGUUGAAUAUAUUUGCUUUUAUUUUUUAUAAACCUAAGCUUGUACAUAUUAUAUACUGUUUUAUAUUGCUGUUACCUGGUGUAAAAAUUUUAUCAUAAUCUUUGAUUAUGCUAUACUUUCUCUCUCUCUCUUUUUUUUUUUUUUUUUUUUUUUUAAGUUUAUAUGCUGUAUUUUUGCAAUUUCAUGGCCAGCACAAGGCUGGAUCUCUUAUAUGUAAAAAGAGGUUGAGAGAUGUUUUCAGUUAAUGAAUCUUUGCUCUACAAAUAUUGUAAGUCAUGACAAAAUCUAAUGACAGGAGAUCAGAAAAUAAAAAAAAUAUUUGGAAAGUUUGAAAACUGGAUGAUUUAUUGGCAUGAUCAUCGGGAGCAGAAAUUAUGAACUCUUGUAACAUUCAUGAGGUGUUUUGUAUAUUAAAUAUUUUAAAAUUACUCCCUUUAA